GAGACUUUCUACUAAUAAGAAGACAUUAUUACCAUCCCCAAUGUAGAGUCAUCUUAAGGCUCUAUGGGGCAUGGUCUCUCAACUCUAAGGAACCUUGCUUGGAGAAAGCCUGUAAGUUGAAUGGCAAUGUUGUCCACUACAGAAGCAGACGACACUGUUUUAUAUUCAGAUGUGGGGUGAACUCGGACGGCACUGAUUGGGAGUAUCAAUGGAGAAGACAUCGAUUAUGGGGAUUAGUAUACGCCAAACCUCAUAGGUCCAACCCAAGAUGCCACAACUCAUACUUUAUGAGAAGAACAUGGAAUUCAGAGAGCUAUUCCGAAUGUUCCAGCAUCGGAAGUUACAGUAGCUUGCGUCCCAAUGUAGCCCAGACGUGCCUAGCCCAAUGAGGUGUUUUACGAAAUAUUGUAAGUGGAAUUCAACAACUGGUGAUUACAUCUUCAGGCUUGGUACUGCGUCUGAAAGGGUAGACGUUUAUGCUCUAAUGCACACUGAGCAGUGUAACGCAAUACCUCCACCAAUACCAACACCAGCAAAGUAUGUCACAUCCUGUCAUAUGACAGGGUAUUUCUCAGCCCCAAGCCACCAUCUCACAGACAUCCUCUGCAGAUCUCGUUCAAACACCUUCAUCGAGGAUGGCGGGAAUGAGGUAAGGAGCCAUCGUUGCUAUAGUAACCAGGAAGGAACGGGAUGGCUGAUGCACGCUGAUCACAAUAAUACAUGCUUCAGUCGGGUACAGAACAAUAAAAUGUUUAUCUUGCCAUAUCCAGGUACACCAAACUGUAGAGGCAAUCAGAUGUACGUUAUCAAACGAUUGAAACAACACUGCCAAAAGUCAACAUGUUCUCCUCUUGGUACCGCGAGCGUCGCACGUGACCUCAGACAGUGUAUGCUAUUUGCAUGUGAUGCUGGUGCCAAUGUUAUUAAUUAUAGAAGUGCCAACGCUGGAGUAGCACUCCGGUGUGAAAUGAGAUCGUGUCGUUUAUCUCCUAAUGGUGAACCUGACCUUGUCCUCAGUGGUGGAUAUAGAGGUUUUGAGGUUUAUGCACUGCAUCUUACCACUUUAACUCCAACUACCUCCACUCCUACUCAACCUUCUACCACUACAAUGAGUACAACCACUACCCAAGUCAUAACAACCACUACAAAUACCGCUACAUCUACUGUACAAGUGGUAAAUGAAUCAACUGCAACGCCAUCGAACAAGACGAAUCGAUAUGAUGCUAGACUUGCGAAAUAUCAACAGGAAAACACAAGCUUGAGAACUGCAACAAUUGUAUUGGGGACCUUAUUAUCUCUGUGUUUCGUGGCGGCUCUAAUAGCCUGCAUCAUGCUGACAAUACGAAAGAUUGCCAGUAAACCUAAGACGACAUCUCAAUGUGUUGACCGAGAUCAUGCCAAAGAAUAUGUCAACCAGUCUAUGGACCAUGAUUAUGUAAAUGAGGCGCAUUGCGUCAGAGACGAUGAAGAUGACUAUCAGGAUCCAAUUCAAAGAGAGAGAAAUAUUUACGUUGUAGAUGAUCAUGAUUAUGAACUUAUCGGUGUACCAAGGCCCUCAUUGCCUUUAAAACCAAAUUUCAAAACAGUUUUUGAUAACUUGAAAUCGUCCGAGCAACGAACAAGCCAAUUGUAGGUCCAAAUAUUGAUUCAAUUUGCGUUCAAAAAACCAUCAACACAUGUUUGUAUUGCUUAUUGUCAGGAAUAUGAGGUAUAUAUUAAUCUCCAUGACUACAUAGAGAAUACCUGAACACAUACGUACAGUACCUCAACAGGAUUUAGAAGUAAUUGCAACUUGGCAUUGUAUAGCUCACACUGAAAAAUUCUUUGAACGUGUAAGGACAAUUAAGGCAGAUCAUCACUCC
Messenger RNA from Owenia fusiformis, 1862 nucleotides. The record is from the annotation of a GenBank genome assembly. Lineage: Eukaryota; Metazoa; Annelida; Polychaeta; Sabellida; Oweniidae.